Molecule: messenger RNA, 552 nt
Organism: Phytophthora nicotianae INRA-310
Lineage: Eukaryota; Oomycota; Peronosporomycetes; Peronosporales; Peronosporaceae
Exons: 1
Coding region: 1-552 (183 amino acids)
Source: RefSeq, a predicted model, not a curated record
AUGUCGACACCCGCCAAUCACUCCCCCACGUCGAUCCUGCUUCGUGCUCCACGCGGCAAAGCCGCGAACGGGCCAUCCGAUCCAUCCGAAAGCCGGGUCGUCCCGGCGACGGUUCGCCCCGGCCGUUACGCCCCACCGGAGUCGUUGCUCCAGACGCUGGACGACGCCUUGGCGAGAGACGGUGGCGGCGCUGAUCUACGGCUGAUCGCCCUACGUGAAGUGCAGCGUGCUCGCGUGCUGGUGGACGACAAGCUCAAGUUAUUCAUCUCGGCCGGACAGCUAGCGAAAUAUCAUCAACUCGAUGAAAUUUUGGCCGCGAUCAACAAGGCGCCACAGACGACUACUUGGUCUUCGGCUGCGUCAUCGCUCUGUGACUUUAUUCGCAUUCCUGGACGUGGUAUACGCUUCAUGUGCACGUCACGUAACAUGUCUGCCAAGCUAGGUGGCUCUGCGGGUCCGAAUUUUUGGUUCGGACUACAUCAUCAAGGCCGCAAGUGCAUUCGACCGGAUGUACUUCGUGAAUUUGAAGAACGUGCCAUCCGAUCUCGAUGA